AUGCCUCCCCGCAAGCAGUGGAUCGAUAAAAAGAAUGCAACCACAUACCAACUCUUCCACCGAUCCCAAAAUGACCCCCUGAUCCACGACGCCUCAGCCGAUGACCGUGUUCUGGCCCCCGUGUCAGGCCCAGCAGCAGGUAGCUCUACAUUCGAAGCCCGCGGCAAGAAGCUCUCGGAUCUAGCCAGUGAAUUUGGGACCGAGCCCGUCCGGAGAAACGAAGGUGAAGCUGCGAACUACGGUAUUUUCUACGAUGACUCCAAAUAUGAUUACAUGCAACAUUUGCGCGAGCUGGGCACCGGCGCCGGCGAUUCGUAUUUUGUGGAGGCCAAGAGCAAGGACAAGGGCAAAGCUAAGGGCAUGAAGCUGGAAGAUGCUCUGCGACAAGUCACUCUGGACGAUGCGAGAAGCGAGUAUGGGCCCGGAAGCGUCUAUGGAUCUGAUAUGCGUUCGACUGCCUCAUCCUAUGUCCGGCAACCGACCUACCAGGACCAGCAAAAUGUGCCCGAUGCGAUUGCGGGAUUCCAGCCUGAUAUGGAUCCCCGUUUGCGGGAAGUAUUGGAGGCUCUUGAGGAUGAGGAAUUUGUUGACGAAAACGACGAGGACGAUGUGUUUGGCAAAUUAACUUCUCAGGCGGAGGAGAUUGACCAGGGUGAUUGGGAGGACACGUUGUUUGACGAGGAAGAUGAUGACGGAUGGGAGUCUGAUGCCACUGAGAAGGCCCCUGUGCAGCCCAGCAAAACCGACUACAAACCACCGCAGAGGAGCGAAUUUGCCCAGAAUGAACACCAGGACGCUGAUUCAGGUGAACUGCCCGAUCACGAUGCGCCAGCUCCAGAUUUGCACCCCGAGGACCAAGGAUGGAUGCGCGAGUUUGCUAAGUUCAAAAAGGAGGGUAAAGUGAAGCCUGCGCCGGCAGCACCGCCCAGUAUUAUGCCCUCAGAGCAACAAAGCACCCUUGCCUCCACGGUCUUCACAGUAGGCGGUACCCCCAUCCGCAGAAAGAAGCGUAAAGGUGCACUUACCAACCCUUCGGCCUACUCCAUGACUUCUUCCGCUCUGGCCCGGACGGAAGGCCAUCGGCUGUUGGAUGACCGGUUUGACCGGGUGGAGGCACUCUACGCUCUGGACGAGGAAGAUGAGUACGAUGAUAGCAUGUCCAUGGUCAGCGGUAUGACCGGUAUGACCGGCAUGACCGGCUUCUCGACCGCGUCAUCGCAGGCCCCCAGCCUGAUCGACGCGAACGGAGUGGCUGUGGCCCCCCGCCAUGAUUUCAACGAGGUCAUGGAUGAUUUCCUUGCAGGCUGGGAUGGCAACACAGGCGCUCAAGUGAAGCGAAAGGGUGCCAAGGCAAAGAGAGGCAAGAAUGGUAACGAAGCAAUUGGAAUCAGAAUGUUGGACGAGAUCCGACAAGGAUUGGGUCCCGCCAAGAUGCCAGGAAAAGCUUCUGGACGGGCGUAA
Messenger RNA from Aspergillus bombycis, 1461 nucleotides. RefSeq names its product ribosome biogenesis protein LTV1. Gene Ontology annotation, cellular component: nucleus; preribosome, small subunit precursor; cytosol. Gene Ontology annotation, biological process: ribosomal small subunit export from nucleus; ribosomal small subunit biogenesis. NCBI's taxonomy places the organism in Eukaryota, Fungi, Ascomycota, Eurotiomycetes, Eurotiales, Aspergillaceae. The record is from RefSeq and is a predicted model, not a curated record. The transcript has 2 exons. Bases 1 to 1461 code for a protein of 486 amino acids.